Molecule: messenger RNA, 2932 nt
Organism: Chenopodium quinoa (quinoa)
Lineage: Eukaryota; Viridiplantae; Streptophyta; Magnoliopsida; Caryophyllales; Amaranthaceae
Product: ABC transporter G family member 6-like
Cellular component (GO): membrane
Molecular function (GO): ATP binding; ATP hydrolysis activity; ABC-type transporter activity
Source: RefSeq, a predicted model, not a curated record
UUAAAUAAAAAUUAAAAUAAGAAUAAAAUAAUCAAAGAAAUAAAAACCCUUUUGUUACAAGCCUUGAAUGAUGCAUAUGAUUUGCUCACUCAAGAAAUUUGAGGCGUGUUGACAAGAGAUUAGGAGAUUUUAGGUCACCUCUCUCUCACCCUCCUCUCCCUCUUUUUAGUAUCAUAAAUUCUUCCGUUUUCUCCACUAUCACACCCAAUUUCACAUUCACAACAAACUAUAUCUUAUAAAAAUCAAUACAACUCAACCAUAUUUUUAUCAUACCAAAACUAUCCUAUAUAUAUACAUUUCCCAUAAUUUUUUGCAUUUGAGCUAAACUAAACCAUCCCAUAACAAAAGGGACACUACUUUCAUAUUUAUGAAACUACCAAAUAAUUUUCAAUUUUUACAACAAACAAACAAGCCUUUUAUUUGCAUAGUAGAAGUAAAUCUCUUAUUACCAAAAAUAGUUUGUUUUUCUUAUAAAUAGGAAGUGCAAAGCUGGAGAUCCUUAGAGGUACAACUAAAAUGUCUCGUGUGGUAGAUGAUGACUCUGCCAGUUCAUCACCUACUCUCUUACCUUACUUUGGAUCAUCUAAUAAUUACCACACCAUGGAUCUUGAAUCCAACGGUGUUGGUGGUGGUGGUGGUGCUGGUGAUAGUCGUCGUGUGUCGUUCUCACCGACGUUAGGCCAGCUCUUGAAGCGAGUGGGGGAUGCUCGGAAGGAGGCUACCGGGGAUGAGACCCCCGUCCACCAUACCCUUAACAUGAGCCCUGAGACGCGGGCUCUUCCGUUUGUUUUAAGGUUCGCUAAUCUUACAUACAAUGUGAAGAUGCAAAGGAAGUUAAAGAUUCCGGGAAUUACUACUCAUAAUUUGUCCCCUGGUGAGCAGUUUCCUGGAGGAUUUUUUUCUCGUACGAAGACUCUUCUGAAUGAUAUCUGUGGUGAGGCUCGAGAUGGUGAGGUGAUGGCUGUGCUAGGUGCGAGUGGGUCCGGAAAGUCAACGCUCAUUGACGCCCUUGCAAAUCGUAUUGCAAGGGGGAGUCUGAAAGGGAAGGUAACCCUUAAUGGGGAGCCGCUUGAGUCGCGGCUCCUUAAGGUUAUAUCGGCGUAUGUUAUGCAGGAUGACUUGCUCUUCCCUAUGCUAACUGUGGAGGAGACACUGAUGUUUGCUGCAGAGUUUCGGCUUCCUCGGACCCUGUCUAAGUCCAAGAAGCAAGCCAGGGUCCAGCAGCUGAUCGAUCAGCUCGGGCUAAGGAACGCGGCUAAGACCAUCAUAGGUGAUGAAGGACACCGUGGGGUGUCCGGUGGAGAGCGUCGUAGAGUGUCGAUUGGUAUCGACAUCAUUCAUGACCCCAUCAUCCUCUUCCUUGACGAGCCUACCUCAGGGCUAGAUUCAACUAGCGCGUACAUGGUGGUCAAAGUUUUGCAAAGAAUAGCUCAAAGUGGUAGCAUAGUCAUAAUGUCAAUUCACCAACCUAGCUACCGAAUUAUGGGGCUGUUAGAUCGACUUCUUUUCCUGUCUAAAGGACAGACAGUCUUCAGCGGUACACCUUCUGACUUACCAGGGUACUUUGGGGAGUUCGGGGCUCCAAUACCUGAGAACGAGAACAAGACCGAGUUCGCCUUAGACUUGAUCAGAGAGCUAGAGGGCUCACAAGGAGGGGCAAAAGCUCUAGUUGAGUUCCACAAAGGUUGGCAAAUCAAGCACAAAAGCAACCUACCCAACAUUGAAGGUGCACCCCAAGACAGUAGGGGUGGAUUGUCCUUAAAGGAGGCAAUUAGUGCUAGUAUCUCUAGGGGAAAACUCGUCUCCGGAGCUACUAACACUGAUGCUAGCCCCGCGUCCAUGGUUCCAACAUUCGCCAACCCAUUCUGGAACGAGAUAGUCACUUUAUCUAAGAGAUCAGUCAUGAACUCCCGUCGGAUGCCAGAGCUUUUUGGCAUCCGACUAGGAGCAGUGCUAGUCACAGGGUUCAUCCUUGCAACAAUGUUCUGGCAGCUCGACAACUCCCCUAAGGGUGUACAAGAACGACUAGGAUUCUUCGCGUUUGCAAUGUCUACAACCUUCUACACUUGUGCAGACGCUCUCCCUGUCUUCCUACAGGAGAGGUACAUUUUCAUGCGCGAGACAGCCUACAAUGCCUAUCGACGAUCCUCGUAUGUACUCUCACAUGCUUUAACCGCGCUACCAUCCUUGAUCUUCCUUUCAUUUGCAUUCGCAGCAACUACAUUCUGGGCUGUUGGCCUAGACGGAGGAGCCUCAGGCUUCUUCUUCUACUUCGGAAUCAUAUUCGCCUCAUUUUGGGCAGGUAACUCCUUCGUGUCCUUCCUAUCAGGUGUAGUCCCUCAUGUCAUGCUCGGCUAUGUAAUAGUAGUCGCGAUCUUAGCAUACUUCCUCCUCUUUUCGGGUUUCUUCAUCAACCGUGAUCGUAUCCCUGACUACUGGAUUUGGUUCCAUUACAUCUCCUUAGUCAAGUACCCUUACGAAGGUGUCCUACAAAACGAGUUCGAAGACCCUACUAAGUGCUUCAUUCGCGGUGUACAAAUCUUCGACAACACCCCACUUGGAGCCGUGCCUAAUGCCAUGAAGGUAAGGCUGUUGCAGACCAUCAGUGGCUCCUUAGGGAUGACGAUUACGCCCUCAACAUGUGUCACUACCGGUGCCGAUAUACUCCAACAGCAAGGGGUAACUGACUUGAGUAAAUGGGGCUGCUUAUGGGUUACCGUUGCUUGGGGAUUUUUCUUUAGGAUUUUGUUUUACUUUACUUUGUUACUAGGAAGCAAGAAUAAGAGGAGCUAGGUGAAAUAGAGGAGGUAAAAAAAAGAAAAGAAAAGAAAUUGGGGUUAAUUAUACUUUGUUAAUUAAUUAAUUUACUUGUUAAUUAGGAUUAUUAGCUAGCUUGAUGUUAUGCUAAUUAAUCCUUUUGUUGCAAUUUUAA